UCACCUACUCUUCAAACUUCCCCAAUAUUUUUUUACUUUUUUUAUCUUGUUUAUCUUCUUCUUUGGUUUUAGUCUGUGUUUGGUACUUUGCAUUCGUUGUUUGAACGAUGACGUUGCAACUAAACAUAUGAAGCGACCUUCUAGAUAGCUUGAGUUUGUGAACGCAGAAACAGAACAAAGAAGGAAAGAGAGAGAGAGCUGAAGCAUACCAGAAGAGAGAUGGAAAAAGUAGGUGAAGACGAGAAGACCAUUGGAGAAGCAAGCAACUCAACUGAGGAGACGAGGAAUGUUAAGGAAGAUGAAAGGAUCACAGAAGAAGGCUCCACGGAUCCAUCUAACUCACAGACGGCUAACUUUGAAGAUCAUGAUGUCAGUGAGUAUGAAAUGGAAGACGAGGAGGUUCUAGAGCUUUUUAGACGUAGUAGCAGCCUGAGACCAAAGGUAGCCAAGACUAACAACUUUCCAUAUCCGAACAAAUCUGAAGAGAUGGUACUACAGUUCCCUGAAGACACUCCUGCUGAAACAGAACAAACAAACGUAGAGUUUCAUAGUAUGACUGAUACCAGCGAGAUCGCCGGUCCAGGCGCAGAGGAUUUGGAUAUUUCUGUAAUACUUGAAGGAGUAAGGUCAUCAUCAGAUUCAAAAGAGGAUAGUGUUGACUCAUCCAGUGACUCUGACCUUUCCAGUUAUUACUUUGACGGGUCCUUACCUGUUUCAGCUCAUGUGGAAGAACCAGAAACCCAUCAAGAUGAAUCUCAUCUACCUAAAGAUGAAAACCAGAUGCCUCUACUGCGCCUUAACCAACCCGUGCAGCAACUAACUUCGUGGAGGAGCUGCUGCGGACUCCUUGAGCUUCUCCGGGCUGAUGAUCCAUAGAAUACAGAAAAUAAGGAAUAGAAACAUAAGCACUAUGCACUACACCCAGAGCUCAGAGCCACAUGUUCAUAGAAAUUAGACACGUGACAUGUUCUAGUAACCAUCACAUGAUCACAUCAUGGUUUAUAAUAGUAUGUUGUUCAUGUUCUGUACUGUCAAACAAUCUAUUAGCAACAAGUCUAUCUUUGUAAUUCA
Brassica napus (rape) is the source of this 1071-nucleotide messenger RNA. RefSeq lists its product as uncharacterized. The coding region runs from base 220 to 876 and encodes 218 amino acids. The transcript is spliced from 3 exons. The record is from RefSeq and is a predicted model, not a curated record. Lineage: Eukaryota; Viridiplantae; Streptophyta; Magnoliopsida; Brassicales; Brassicaceae.